Molecule: messenger RNA, 2474 nt
Organism: Hippopotamus amphibius kiboko
Lineage: Eukaryota; Metazoa; Chordata; Mammalia; Artiodactyla; Hippopotamidae
Gene: BFSP1
Product: beaded filament structural protein 1
Exons: 8
Coding region: 68-2317 (749 amino acids)
Biological process (GO): lens fiber cell development
Cellular component (GO): intermediate filament; cytoplasm
Molecular function (GO): structural constituent of eye lens
Source: RefSeq, a predicted model, not a curated record
UUAGCGGCCUGCUGGCUCGGCGAGGGGUCUCCGGGAGCCGGCUGAGCGCUCGCCCGCAGAGGAAGCCAUGUACCGGCGCAGCUACGUCUUCCAGACCCGCAAGGAGCAGUACGAGCGCGCCGAGGAGGCGCCGCGCGCCGCCGAGCGGGACAGCCUGGCGGAGGCCCGGGCGGCCGCCCCGAGCCUGGCGGCGCUGCAGGGGCUCGGCGAGCGCGUGGCCGCCCACGUCCAGCGGGCCCGGGCGCUUGAGCAGCGCCACGCCGUCCUGCGGAGGCAGCUGGACGCCUUCCAGCGCCUAGACGAGCUGGCCGGCCCCGAGGAUGCCCUCGCCCGCCACGUCGAGGGCAACCGCCAGCGCGCCCGGGACCUGGCGGCCGAGCGCACCCGGCUGGAGCGCCAGGGCGCAGAGGCGCAGCGCGAGCUCGACGAGUUCCGGAGCAAGUAUGAAAACGAGUGUGAGUGUCAGCUGCUGCUGAAGGAAAUGCUCGAACGGCUCAACAAGGAGGCCGAUGAAGCCCUGCUGCGUAACCUGCGCCUUCAGAUCGAAGCCCAGUUUCUGCAAGACGACAUCAGUGCGGCCAAGGACAGGUACAAAAAGAACCUCCUGGAGAUUCAGACCUACGUCAGCAUCCUGCAGCAAAUUAUCCAGACCACCCCGCAAGCAGCCUCCAUAACCAGUGGGAUGAGGGAGGAGAAGCUCCUGACGGAACGGGAGGCGGCUGCCCUGCAGAGCCAGCUGGAGGACGGCCGAGAGGUGCUCUGCCUCCUGCAGGCCCAGAGAGCCGAGCUGCAGGCCCAGACAGCGGCCCUAGAACAAGCCAUCAAAGACGCCCACGAAUGUUACGAUGAUGAGAUUCAGCUCUAUAACGAGCAGAUCGACACCCUGAGGAAGGAGAUUGAGGAGGCAGAGAGGAGCCUGGAGAGGUCGUCCUACGACUGCCGGCAGCUGGUGGUCGCCCAGCAGACCCUGAGGAAUGAGCUGGACCGGUAUCACCGGAUCAUCGAGAACGAAGGCAACAGGCUGAGCUCCGCCUUCAUUGAAACUCCGAUCACUCUGUACACCGCGACCCACAGAGCCUCGCUCAGCCCUCGACACAGCGGGAAAGAUCUCACCAGGGCUGUGCAGGAUAUAACAGCAGCAAAACCAAGACAAAAAGGCCUCCCCAAGAAUAUUCCAAGGAAAAAGGAGAUUAUAGCAAAAGAUAAAGCAGAUGAAAGUUUGGAAGAGGCACCGCUGAGAGGUCCUGAAGACCCAAAGCUGGGGCGGGUGGUACCUAAGGAAGAGGGUGAAUCUAAGCUUGAAUCAGGGGAUGGAGCAAGUCCCCCGACCCUGGAGGGGGCUCCAGAGGAUGUCCCAGAUGGAGGGAAGAUAAGCAAAGCCUUUGAAAAACUAGGCAAGAUGGUCAAGGAGAGGGUGAAAGGCCCCAAAGAACCCGAGCCCCCCGCUGAUCUGUACACCAAGGGGCGCUACGUGUUGGUCUCUGGGGAUGCCAAUUUCGUGGACCCAGGCUUCUGCUCCUUUUCCGUCCCGGCCAAAGGGGGCGUGGUGGUUUCCAAGGGGGACGACUCUGUGUGUCCCGACAGCCGCGUGGAGCCCUCUCCCCAGCAGCCCGAGCCCCCUCUGGAGGACGGACAGGGGCCUCCCCAGGGGAAAGAAGAUGGUGUGGAGGACGGACAGGGGCCUCCCCAGGGGAAAGAGGAUGGUGUGGAGGACGGAGAGGGGCCUCCCCAGGGGAAAGAGGAUGGUGUGGAGGAUGGACAGGGGCCUCCCCAGGGGAAAGAAGAUGGUGUGGAGGACGGAGAGGGGCCUCCCCAGGGGAAAGAGGAUGGUGUGGAGGAUGGACAGGGACCUCCCCAGGGGAAAGAAGACGGUGUGGAGGACGGAGAGGGGCCUCCCCAAGAGAAAGAAGAUGGACACCCUGCCACCCCGCAAGCUGCAGACAAAGGGGGUGAGAUGAAAGCUGAAGAACCAAAGGGCCCCCGGGGGAAACAGGAUGGCCCGAAGGAGGAGGAGGGGGCCAGGGGGCCCUGUCCCCUGGUCACGCCUCGUCCAGAGGGACCGUCUACACCCCAGUCUCAAGGGCCUCAGGUCACUCAGGGUGGGUCCGAAGGGCCUGGGGCUCGGAGCACCAGCCUGCCGGCCAGAAGCCCUCCUAGGACGCUGGCCUAUGAGAAGGUGGAGGUGAUGGAAUCCAUUGAGAAGUUUUCCACUGAUAGCAUCCAGACGUACGAAGAGACCGCAGUCAUCGUGGAGACCAUGAUAGAAAAGACGAAAGCAAACAAGAAGCUGGGGGAGAAGGGCUCCUCUAACGUCUAGGCUCUCGGGGAGGACAUGCCUCAGGGCCACUGUAGGGAAGCGCUUGCAUAUUUUAGGACAAACCAUAUGAGAGUGAGGGUUCUUGUUUGGAUUAGACCAUAGCUGGCCCGUCUGGCUUGCCGGUGAAGCCUUAAUUAAAGCGUUUUCUUUGCUUGCA